Molecule: messenger RNA, 1442 nt
Organism: Athalia rosae (coleseed sawfly)
Lineage: Eukaryota; Metazoa; Arthropoda; Insecta; Hymenoptera; Athaliidae
Exons: 6
Coding region: 342-965 (207 amino acids)
Molecular function (GO): protein binding
Source: RefSeq, a predicted model, not a curated record
AUCCUGUUUGGCUCAAGUCCCCGUGGGGAUCGUCGACCGCUACCGCCUUCGCCCUGGCACUCGACGAGGAACCGUAAACACCGAGCUUACCCAGCGGCGUAUCGAACCCAACGCUUUGGAGGAAAUUGGAAAUAAGAGACCCCCUCUGCGAUUCGUACUUGGACUCGGACGAUCGCCUCGACCGCCAACGAGAUGACCAUUCGCAUCCUCCUCACAUCUUUCUUACUGACCUACGAUUUCUGGUGGAGUAUACCGAAAAACUGAUCGGACCCACUCCCUCGCAGCAACAGGAACGUGACAGAAAGUUACGUCAUGCGAUCAGAACUAGCGGAAGAACUGAAAUGGACAUCAAAAGCGUGAGCGAGGCUCUUGCUGCCCAGAAAUUGGACCAUGAAAAAUCGAUUGAAAACUUUAAUUCGGAACUGCGGGGGUGUCGAGCUGCCGGUUAUCGGAAGAGGGCCGAAAUUAGGAAUGACGUGGAUGAGAUAGUAAACACAUCGGAGACCAACAUGGCCGAAUAUUUCAAAGAAUCAAUCGUCAGACAAGACCUGCUUCGUUUGGAGACUCGGGAGGUCGAGGAGAGAUUGAAAGAAUUACGCCACGAUGAUAUCCUCGCGGAAAAAGUACUCAAGGAUAAACGAUGCCGCGUUGAAUCGGAUCUACUGAAUCAGGUUGCGAGGUACGACAAUGACAUCGGAGAUCGUCACAGCAGCAUGGAGAAUUUUUCGGAAAUACAUCGCGCCCUGAAAUCCGAGAGAAAAGCGCUUGAGGAUGACGUGAUGGUGAAUCUCCGCACUCUGCACGACGAGCUGCAGUUGGAAAAAGCGGAAACAUUGCUCAAAAUUCGUAACGAAAAGGUUGAAAGGUUCGUCAGAAAUAGAGCUGCUAUAGUCGUCCAAAGAGCAUGGCGAGCGUUUUCGCAGCGUCGCUGGGCGAAGAAGAAGAAGAAAUCGAGAAAGAAGUAAAAGAUCGACAUCGGUAGAACUUCGUGGCAACUUCAGCGCGCGGCGAUUUGAACAACGGUGCUUACCGCGUAACCGUAGAUGUCAAACCCCCACAAACGACCGCUCCUACCUCCUCUCUCGAUCAAGCUCCUCACUAUUAGCACACGACUUUCGAAGGUAAAAUUCGCUUUGAAUAAAUAGAUCGAUGAAAUAAAAAACACCCACUUACGAUUACUUCCCCAGCAGUUGCGGAGGAUCCGCAGGUGUCGGGGCCAGCUUCAUGAUCGGUCAAUCCUCAGCUAAUGAAAUGUAAAAGAAGCGAAUGUAGUUAUCUUCUGAUUAGCAGAUUCAGCGGUUCUGAAUCCGUUGAAACAGCAAUUCAAUGCUCACGAAUCGAAUCUUUUACAUGUAGAUCCAAUCGAGUUUCUGCAAAAACGAACGAAAGAAAAUUAUAUACAUCGAAGUACUAGAAAAUAUACUGAAUUUAUUCAGCUGCAA